Messenger RNA from Morchella sextelata, 1755 nucleotides. RefSeq lists its product as uncharacterized. The transcript has 10 exons. The record is from RefSeq and is a predicted model, not a curated record. Lineage: Eukaryota; Fungi; Ascomycota; Pezizomycetes; Pezizales; Morchellaceae. The coding region runs from base 1 to 1755 and encodes 584 amino acids.
AUGAAAACGGGGACGAUUCAUUGGUUAAGCCUCCUCAUUACCAUAGACAACGACGUAACCUCUACAAUCAACGUUUUUGAACAGCUCACUUAUCGGUCAUCUAUUCUACAAUUAUACACAUGUAGCCAAGUCAUCACAAGCACAGAUAUAGAGGCCAGAAGCCUAAAGCUAAAUGUCACCGGCUAUAAUCCAAUCAUCUUCUCCGCCUCUCUUGAAAUCCCUCUCCUCGUCGGCGGGCUGCUGCGUGCAAUAUGGAUUUCCCCGCUAGUCUGUCGAACAUUUGGGCUUUUACUCUAUAUUCGCAGACGGUACGCAUCUCCAGGGAGAGUGCGGUCACUUGAUGCGCAAAAGGAGGUUGUGAGAUGCUAUUCGCAACUCCUUCCGUUGGAGGUGGUUGGCACGAAGGACGUUCCUUACUUUUGGUGUUGUUGUUUGGAGAACAUUAAAUCUCGUCGCCAAGCAACACCAAUUACCACGAUCGGUGGUCCAAAGGCCUGUAAAAUGGCCUACCCUGGCCCACCCCGCCAGGGAAACCGCACCCCCUCGCAGUUUCUUCCCACCGAUGGCCGUUAUAUAAGCUUCUGGCCCAACCUCCAGUCCCUCUACCAGCCUGAGUUCUGGGUCGACCGCCAGACCCAGCUCCAGAGAGAGGCCCACCACCAGGCCCAGCUCCAGAGAGAGGCCCGCCGCCAGGCCGAGCUCCAGAGAGAGGCCCGCCGCCAGGAACGGCGGGAACAGCUCUACCUCGAGCUUGAGCGCCAAUAUCCCAGCAUCAAAUUCCUGGAAAAAGGUGGAUUCAAUACGGUAUGGCUUCUGACCAUAAAUGGGGCGGACGGCCAGCCAAGACACAUGGUUUUUCGUGUCCCGAUAGACAGACUGAGUGGAGGCCCAGGAAUCAAGGCUAGUCUUGUGAAUGAGGUCGCCAAUCUCAAGUAUAUUCGCAAGCAUGUGCCGAGUAUCCCGGUUCCGCAGGUGUAUGCCUUUGAUGGCGGCGACGCACUUAUUGGGGUUCCGUUCAUCGCGAUGGAAUUCAUCCCUGGUAAGACGCUUAGGCACAUGUGGCCGGUGUAUAGUGAGGAAGAGCGUGAGAUUGCCUGCGAUAACUUGGCCAGUGUCGUGAUGGCAAUGAUUUUCACCGAGUUUGAAAAGAUUGGCGGUAUCACACUCGAAGGCGGAGGCAGAAUUGGUCCUGCUGUGGAGUAUUCGAGAUUUUCUGAUCCAUGCAGGAAAGAGCUUUACACUAAUCGGUGUUAUGACAUUGGCCCAUACGACUCUAUCAAAGACUAUGUUAUCGCCGGUUACGACAAGGAGUUGAAGUACUAUACUAGUAUCAGCACCGUUAGGCGUGGGGGGCCGCUCACUAAGGAGCAAGUCAAAAAUAUGGAUUUCGCCGAUACACUGAUGAAGGCGCGCAUGGCAUUCUGUCGCUCUGAGAAGGCAAAUUCCAUCGAGCCGUUUGUGCUAAUCCACGGAGACAUGCACGGUGGCAACAUCCUCAUGAAUGGGGCAAGCAUCGCUGGGGUGCUGGACUGGGAGUUUGCGGGGUCGUACCCGCUCAGCGAUAUUCUGAGGAGGGGCUUUGGGGGCCAGAAUUCGCCGUGGGAGAGAAGGGUCAAGGAUAUAGUGCUCGAAAGGGUGGGCGAGUGGAAAAUGGAUAUGUUGGAGAGCUACGAGGAGCCUGCGUGGGCCAGGGUGAGGGGGCUCACCACCCCGUUGUCGGAAACGGGAGAGAUUGCAGUUUAUGAUACUAUAUAA